UUUAUUAUAAAAACCAACGAAUACGGAAUCAAACAUCAAACCAAAUUUGUUAAUCAAACAAAUAACACCUUAAAUCUGAGUUACCAAUAAAAUUUCGAAAAAUGAAAUUCUUGAUUGUGUGCAUGUGUGCUUUGAUGGCAACCGUCAUUGCUGCUGAAUCAAAAAAACAAAAACGUGGUUUGCUACCAUAUACCGACUUCACAAGUCCAACUCAAACCUUUUUGUCAGCAGCUACACCGUUGACAGCCGCUCCGUUGCCGUUGGCCUACAAUCAAUUGGCAGCACAAUUGCCCUUGGCUACAGCUCAGUUUCCAGCGCAAGCAGUUCAAUUUUCUCAAAACACUUACUCGCACGAAAGUGUACCAUAUCCCGUCGAACAUUUCAAAACAUUUCCAUUUGAUACACCAGUUUCACAACCGUACCCAGUUUCAGCUGUUAAAUACGUGCAGCAACCAUUCGCAGUUGAACAAUCUGUUGCACAACCUGUGUACAUUCAACAACAACCACAAGCUGUGGCCCACCCAGUUCAACACGUCCAAAUUGCUCAAAGUCAACCGAUUGCUUAUGCCGCUCAGUCUGCCCUAUUGGCCCAUCCAACUUUUUCAACCGAACAAACAUUCUCUAAUUCAGCUUUGGCCACACCAUUCGCUGUCCCAGCUUUAAGUACUCAUCAAGUUCCAACAUUCGGCAAUCAAGUGGCCUUUGCUGCCCCUGCAUUCGCGAGCCAACAAACCUUGGCCGCUCCUGCUUUUGCUCAUGAAUUUGCUGUUAAACAAUGGUAAAUAAGAAACAACAUCGUGUCAACAUUUCAGAAUUUUCCCUCUAUUAUUGUUAUUUGUUAUUUCGAGAAAAAUCAUUUGUUGAUAUAUUUUAUGUUUAAACUAUUAUUAUUUAUGUUUAAAUAAAAAAGAAUAAAA
Contarinia nasturtii (swede midge) is the source of this 917-nucleotide messenger RNA. RefSeq lists its product as uncharacterized. Bases 102 to 782 code for a protein of 226 amino acids. The record is from RefSeq and is a predicted model, not a curated record. The transcript is spliced from 4 exons. NCBI's taxonomy places the organism in Eukaryota, Metazoa, Arthropoda, Insecta, Diptera, Cecidomyiidae.